AUGGCCGCCUCGCCGGGCUCCGGCAGCGCCAACCCGCGGAAGUUCAGUGAGAAGAUCGCGCUGCACACGCAGCGGCAGGCCGAGGAGACGCGGGCCUUCGAGCAGCUCAUGACCGACCUCACCCUGUCGCGGGUUCAGUUUCAGAAGCUUCAGCAGCUCCGCCUUACACAGUACCACGGAGGAUCCUUGCCCAACGUGAGCCAGCUGCGGAGCAGUGCCCCAGAGUUCCAGGCAGCAGCCUCCUUGGAAGGAAGAGAAGCACCCUGGGUUCAGGCUAACAUCUGCACUCAACAGGACCAAUUCUGA
Messenger RNA from Rangifer tarandus platyrhynchus (Svalbard reindeer), 306 nucleotides. NCBI's taxonomy places the organism in Eukaryota, Metazoa, Chordata, Mammalia, Artiodactyla, Cervidae. The record is from the annotation of a GenBank genome assembly.